AGAGGAGGACGUAGAAACCGUUGAAUGAGGCCGAGACCUGGCAUGGAUAUCAACAUCGGAGGACAAAUAGAGAAGGUGAAUGGAAAAGAGUUGACUUAUCGGGAAUUUGUGAAUCGUUACAUGGAGAAGAACCAUCCCGUGGUGCUCACAGGACUCAUGGACGACUGGAAGGCUUGCAGAGACUGGGUCACCAUUAAUGGCCAACCCGACCUUCAUUUUUGUUCUUCCCAUUUUGGGAGUUCUAAAGUUCAGGUUGCAGAUUGUGGCACGAGAGAAUUCACAGACCAGAAAAGGGAGGAGAUGCGUGUUUCAGAUUUUAUAAGCCGUUGGCUAGAGGGUUCACCAUUAGAGCCUAAUACUGAAAAUGAUAAUAGCAAUGGUCAUGGCUCCGUACUGUAUUUGAAGGAUUGGCACUUUGUAAAGGAAUAUCCAGAGUAUUUAGCAUACAUCACUCCAGUGUUCUUUCAUGAUGACUGGCUCAACCUCUAUCUCGACUGCUACAAAAUGCAUAUAGAUCCUGAUAGUUACCAACAAAAUAAUGAAAUAUGUUGCUCUGACUAUCGUUUUGUUUACAUGGGGGAAAAAGGAUCUUGGACCCCUCUUCAUGCUGAUGUUUUCAGGUCAUAUAGUUGGUCUGCAAUCUGUGGGAAGAAGAGAUGGCUUUUUCUAGCUCCUCCUCAGAGUCAUCUUGUAUUUGACAGGAACAUGAAAAGCUGUGUGUAUGAUAUCUUUGCUGAAGUAAGCGAAUCAACUUUUCCUGGCUUUAGAAAGACUAUCUGGUUAGAAUGCACGCAAGAAGCAGGUGAAGUUAUUUUUGUUCCCAGUGGAUGGUAUCAUCAAGUUCAUAAUCUGGAGGAUACUAUAUCUAUAAACCACAACUGGUUCAAUGCCUAUAACCUUUCUUGGGUGUGGAACUUACUUUUGAGGGACUACAAUGAGGCCAAGGAAAACAUUGAGGACAUCAAGGAUAUAUGUGAUGAUUUUGAAGGUCUCUGUCAGCGCAAUCUUUUUGCCAACACAGGGAUGAACUUUUAUGACUUCUUUACUUUCAUAACAUGCUUUACCCUGGCCAACUUAGCGUUGCUUUGCCAUCUAAGUGGAAAAUAUGGAAGCCCCACUGAAAGUUCACUGGCAAUCACUCAACAUUUAGUUUUCAAUCUUGGAUCAGUGAGGAAGGUUGCAUUGGAGAUGAAAAACAUGCAUGCUCUUGGAGGAAAUCAUGACUGCUUCCUGGACAUUAUCAAAACAUCUGAAGAUCCUAGGUUUUCUAAGUUGUGUGCACGUUUGAGAAGAACAUAUGUGACGAUACAUGAGCAACCUUUUUUGUCUUUUGAAUUUGAGAAAUCUGCAGUUGAUUAUCUGAUGGGCCUUAAUGUUUUGAAAGCAUGUUCUUCUUCUCGGAUCCACACACCCGAAGACCUUAUUAAACUUAUAGAUAAUGCUGUUUCAGAGCUUGGUGACAGUUAUACUCAGCAGCUGUCUGCAUUACAUGUCAAUUGAAUGUCCUUUUGGUGAUUCUUGUUUGGCAACUGCAUUCUAACUUUUUAAGAAGUUCCUUGCCACCUUGAUUUCUGUGUUCUAUGCACCAUUACUGGAGUUCAUCAGGAAACCCACCAUUGUAUCAUGAAUCAUAAUUCGUUCAAUAAUAUUAUCGCAGAGAGAAUGCAGGUUGAGCUAAAAGUCCCAUGAAUACUUUAGUCUUAAAAAACUCGUCUUCCUUCGUAGUAGUUCGUCCAAUUUCCUCUGUGGUCCAUCUGGCUGCGCCCUAUCCAAUACCUCUUCUGAUAUUAAUUCUCAAGCUUUCUAUAUAUUUAGCUUUCCCCUCCAUUUCCUUCACAUUAUGAUUAAACCACAACCGAGAGUAACUUUGGCGGGACUAAAAUCUUCUGCUGUGAAUACGGCCAAGCUGUAUCAAGUGCAAUACUGAUGUGGAUAUUGUUGACAAAUGAUGGGGAAACUUGGGAGUAGGUUUCAUUGGGAAUCAUCAUGACCAACAGGGACUGUCUUGGACGCCUUCUUUGACUGCGUAAAGGAGAUUUACUAUGUCUCCCACGCCUAGUACUGGGGUCUGGAAGUUCACUGGGACCUCUUUGACGUUUGCCUUUCACAAGACGGGAGACCUUGGUGACCGGGGGUCCCCACCUUCUGCGGUUCGGUCCAUUUAGUAUUGUUUAUCUAUAUGCAUGAUGACGGUGUCCUUCGAGUUGUAACCUUGUAGGGUAAAUACAUUAUUGCUUUUAUUUGUAAUGUCAUACAUUAUUGUUUUUUAAUAAUCAGUAUCAGAAGGGACCA
Molecule: messenger RNA, 2292 nt
Organism: Neltuma alba
Lineage: Eukaryota; Viridiplantae; Streptophyta; Magnoliopsida; Fabales; Fabaceae
Product: 2-oxoglutarate and iron-dependent oxygenase JMJD4
Biological process (GO): positive regulation of translational termination; protein hydroxylation
Cellular component (GO): nucleus; cytoplasm
Molecular function (GO): 2-oxoglutarate-dependent dioxygenase activity; sequence-specific DNA binding
Source: RefSeq, a predicted model, not a curated record